ACAAAAACGAACCCCGGGUGUACUUCUUGACGUCUUUCUUUGUGUUCUCAUUUUUUCUCUCUCCAAGAAAAUGCCUACACUUUCUUUCUCGCCAAACAAACAAAAAGCCAAUAAAAACGCCUCUAUUUCCCAUGUUCGUCGAUUGAAGAGCGAAAAUUUACGGAGGCAAGCACAUAUUUUUCUCAUGGAUUCUCGCGUUUUCUUCGCACUUUCUCUCUGUCUCCUCUCCUUCUUCCCUGAUCUCGCCCAUUCUUCUGCUCAUCGGUGGUUCGGAGACAAGAACACAGAAGGAUCGGUGAUUAGAUUGAAGUCUGAUGUUUAUGCUUCUCCGUUAGAUCCAAGUCGGGUCACCCAAAUCUCUUGGCGUCCCAGGGCUUUCCUUUAUAAGGGUUUUUUGACUCAUGAAGAGUGUGAUCAUCUUGUUCAACUGGCCAAAGAUAAGCUAGAGAAGUCCAUGGUGGCUGACAAUGAAUCGGGCAAGAGUGUAGAGAGCGAAGUUCGUACUAGCUCUGGCAUGUUUCUUAACAAGGCCCAGGAUGAAGUAGUUGCUGGUAUCGAGGCUAAGAUUGCUGCUUGGACCUUCCUCCCUCCAGAAAAUGGGGAGGCCAUGCAAAUUCUGCAUUAUGAGCAUGGUCAGAAGUACGAACCCCACUUUGACUAUUUUCAUGACAAGGCCAAUCAAGAAUUGGGUGGGCACCGGGUAGCCACUGUACUUAUGUAUUUGUCUGAUGUUAAUAACGGUGGUGAAACAAUCUUCCCUGAUUCAGAGGGUAAAGAUACUCAACUAAAGGAAGAUAACUGGUCUGACUGUGCUAAAAAUGGCUAUGCGGUGAAACCUCACAAGGGGGAUGCUUUGUUGUUCUUUAGUCUUCAUCUUGAUGCAACUACUGACCCAUUGAGCUUGCAUGGGAGCUGCCCUGUCAUCGAAGGUGAAAAGUGGUCUGCAACCAAAUGGAUUCACGUGAGGUCUUUCGAGAGAAUAGUAAAGCAUGCAAAUGGAAACUGUGUCGAUGAGAAUGAGAACUGUGCUCAAUGGGCUGCCGCUGGAGAAUGUAAAAAGAAUCCAAUCUAUAUGGUGGGGUCCGAUGAUGGGCCCGGAGCUUGUAGGAAAAGCUGCAAGGUGUGCUCAUAGUAGGUGUCAUCCUUUUUGGCCACAUUCAUGUUGAUUUUGUAUUACUAAAUGAGUUGUCUAGGUUGUUGUAUAUAAUAGCAUUGAACUGUUCUUCCAAACCCAAUUAAAGAAGAGUUAAAAAGUUGUAUCGGAGAGUGGAGGCAUUGAUAAAUUUAUGCUAGUCUGAACUUUUGUACUCGCUGAUAUUUUUCACCGUUCAUUGAUCAGAUAGUGAAGCAUGAUGCUGUCGCCUGAUAAUGGAAUUUGAAAUAGUUUUGUGAAUGAUUGGAAUUUAAAGUUUUAAGACUUGAAUCAAA
Molecule: messenger RNA, 1428 nt
Organism: Camellia sinensis
Lineage: Eukaryota; Viridiplantae; Streptophyta; Magnoliopsida; Ericales; Theaceae
Product: putative prolyl 4-hydroxylase 7
Biological process (GO): peptidyl-proline hydroxylation to 4-hydroxy-L-proline
Cellular component (GO): endoplasmic reticulum
Molecular function (GO): procollagen-proline 4-dioxygenase activity; iron ion binding; L-ascorbic acid binding
Source: RefSeq, a predicted model, not a curated record